AUAUAAAAACAUUAAACAACUUUGAAAUAUUAGGGAAAAUGAGAAAUGGUUCUUAAAGUUCAAAAUCCAAACAAUGUUAAGGUGUAUACGGUUUGUGGAGAAGGAGCAUCUAGAUCUUUACCGGAAUGGUUUAUUAGAAAAAAGAAAAAAGAGUUAAAAAAAGAUCCAGAAUGGACAUCUAGGAUUGAACUUUUACAAGAUUUUGAGUUUCCAGAAGCAAGCAAUAAAAUCAAAGUAACACCAGAUAAGAAAUAUACUAUUGCAACAGGGACAUAUAAGCCUCAUAUGAAAGUCUAUGAGUUUUCAGAAAUGUCAAUGAAAUUUAGUAGAUAUACGAAUGCAGAGAAUGUGAAUUUUGAAAUUUUAUCAAGUGAUUGGACCAAAACGGUUCAUUUGCAACAAGAUCGUUCUAUAGAAUUCCAUACACAAGGAGGGAUGCAUUAUCGUCUUCGAAUUCCUAAGUUUGGAAGGGAUAUGGGGUAUCAUUUUCCUACAUGUGAUUUAUUGAUUGCAGCAUCUGGAGAUGAAGUGUAUAGAUUGAAUCUUGAUCAAGGACGUUUUUUACGUCCUUUUAAGAUAGAUAGUUUAGCGGAUGAUGGAGAAGGAACAAAUAAAAUGGGAGUUAAUACUGUAAAUAUUAAUCCAAUACAUCAACUUUUUGCAUUUGGAACAGAUAAUGGAACGGUUGAAUUUUGGGAUCCUAGAUAUAGGUCAAAAAUUACUACAUUAGAUGUUUGUGCAUCAUUGAAUCCUUUAUUUCAUAAAAAAAUAGCCGAAAUAACAGCUACUAGCUUUAGACAUGAUGGAUUAACGUUUUCUGCAGGCACAUCAACAGGAAUUGUAUUAUUAUAUGAUUUAAGAAGCCCUCAAGUUUUGUUACAAAAAGAUCAAGGAUAUGAUAGUCCAAUAAAAUCUAUAAAUUGGCUAAAAUCAAAUGAUUCAGCCUCGCAAUUAAUUUUAACAUCUGAUAAAAAGAUUAUAAAAAUAUGGGAUAAAAAUUCAGGAAAUCCAUUUACAUCAAUUGAACCAUCUGUUGAUAUUAAUGAUGUAUGUCCUUUAGAUUUUACAGGUAUGAUAUUCGUUGCUAAUGAAGGUGUUCCAAUGCACAUAUAUUAUAUUCCUGCUUUAGGACCUGCUCCUUCAUGGUGUUCUUUCUUGGAUAAUUUAACAGAAGAAAUGGAAGAAAAUCCAAUUGGAAAUAUUUAUGAGAAUUAUAAAUUUUUGACAAAAAAUGAAUUAAAAUCUCUUGGUUUAGAUCAUCUUAUUGGUUCCAACAUAGUUCGUAGUUACAUGCAUGGGUUUUUCAUUGAUUUUCGUCUUUAUGAAACGGCAAAAAGUAUUAUGAAUCCUUUUGCAUAUGUAGAAUAUCGUGAAAAAGCUAUCAAGGAUAAAAUUGAAAAAGAAAGACAAUCUCGUAUACGUUCUUCAACAAAACUUACUAAAAUUAACCAUAAUUUGGCCCAACAUCUAUUACAUAAAGAAGAAAAAGAAAGGAAGAAAAAUAAAGGCAAAGGUGGACCUAGUAUUCUUGAAGAUGAACGUUUUAAGGAUGUUUUUAAUGAUCCUGAAUAUGAAAUUGAUGAGAAUACUGUAGAAUUUAUGCAAUUAAAUCCUGUACAAUCUACAAAAAAAUAUGAAAAUUCAAAAGCCAUAAGUAGUUCAGAAAGUGAUAAAGCAUCUAUUGCAUAUUCAUUUUCUGAAACAGAUGACAAUUCUGAUCAAAGCGAGGAUGCAGAUUCUUAUCAGAAACCAAAAAAUAUAAAAUUAAAAGACGAAGACCAAGAAACAAGAAUGAAAAUAAUUGAAUAUUAUCAACCAUCAUUUAAUACAACACAAAAUGAAUCAUUUGAAACAUUAAUCAAAAUGCAUGAACAAAACAAAGAAACGGAAAAAAAAAAUGGUUUAAUCAUUAAUAAUAUUAAAGGAAAUAUAAAUGGCACAGGAAAUAUGGAAAUGACAUUUUCAAUACCUAAAAAUAAUAAUAAUAAUAAUUUAAAAAACAAACAUUCUACAUUAGAAACAAACGAUAAUAAUUUAAAACAAGCAACUCGACGACGUGCAAGCAAAAAUGCAUUUCGAAAAUUGUAAAUAAAAUAUUAUACAUCAUAUUAUAAUUUUUUCACAAUUAUACAUUUACAAUA
Molecule: messenger RNA, 2141 nt
Organism: Pneumocystis carinii B80
Lineage: Eukaryota; Fungi; Ascomycota; Pneumocystomycetes; Pneumocystales; Pneumocystaceae
Exons: 4
Coding region: 46-2088 (680 amino acids)
Biological process (GO): maturation of SSU-rRNA from tricistronic rRNA transcript (SSU-rRNA, 5.8S rRNA, LSU-rRNA)
Cellular component (GO): nucleolus; nucleus; 90S preribosome
Molecular function (GO): protein binding
Source: RefSeq, a predicted model, not a curated record